AUGUUUGUGCAACUGCAGACGAGUUUUGGUUACACGCAAUGGACGCCCCCCGUCUAUGGAGGCGCGGAGGCUGGCUUCCUACCUUCACUUCACAAAGCGCAUCGAAGAAUGGAGCGGCCUCCAGCAUAUCAGCCAGUAUGCAGCGAUGAACAGGAAGAGAUCUCAGCUGAUUUGGAAGACAAGGGGGGCGUGUCGUGGGACUCUAAGAGUACUGAAAUCAUCCCGACUAACACACGAAGCUUCGUCGUGUACAUGUCUCUUCUGCUGCUUUCUCUUUCAGCGAAUAUCUUACUCGUGAUGGAAAAUGCAAAGCUCCGUAUCGCGCACAUUCCAGCCAAGAGUAACUAUAGUGGACUAGCCUACGACACAACUGUGCCAUAUCACGCGAUGACGGAGUACUGGCAUCCGAACGCCAGUGAUAGUGAUAUGGAGGCAGCAUGGGACGCUAUAAACACCAACGCUAUGGCAAUCACGCUCGAAGACGGAUUCGCAAAACGUAUGAGUCUACCUCCCUCUACUCGAUUCCCAUGGGAUACUGAGCGAAGCAUCUACUAUAUCAAAGGGAUCCAUGAUCUGCAUUGUCUCAAACUUGUCCGCAAAGCCAUCGUCUCAAAGCACAAGGGUGACCCCCGGCCCUUCAAUCUUCUUCACAUCUACCACUGUCUCGAUGGCCUUCGCCAGGAUAUCAUGUGCACUGCGGACGAUACACCAAUGCCAGCUCCAGUUGCGCACCAAGGGGGUGAUGGCCAGCUUCGACGGUGCCGUGACUGGGAUAAGCUGAUCUCAUGGGCCACGCGUCCUGACCAACAUGCUUGUUACGAAUUCGACGAUUACCGCGAAGCGACAAACACCCUGGAGAACUUCGCCUUCUGUCCACCGGAAUCGCCAUACCGGAAGUUUCAGGAGGCUUAUUUCCAGUAUCACGGACACAAAGACGCGUAUGAACAGAGUGUCGACAGAGAAGAAAUUGUAGUGUUCUAA
Molecule: messenger RNA, 981 nt
Organism: Alternaria postmessia
Lineage: Eukaryota; Fungi; Ascomycota; Dothideomycetes; Pleosporales; Pleosporaceae
Exons: 3
Coding region: 1-981 (326 amino acids)
Biological process (GO): mycotoxin biosynthetic process
Source: RefSeq, a predicted model, not a curated record